This is a messenger RNA of Drosophila subpulchrella, 4533 nucleotides long. It is a transcript of the gene Nedd4, whose product is annotated as E3 ubiquitin-protein ligase Nedd-4. Gene Ontology annotation, biological process: ubiquitin-dependent protein catabolic process; regulation of dendrite morphogenesis. The record is from RefSeq and is a predicted model, not a curated record. The transcript has 21 exons. Gene Ontology annotation, molecular function: protein binding; ubiquitin protein ligase activity; sodium channel inhibitor activity. The coding region runs from base 460 to 3708 and encodes 1082 amino acids. Lineage: Eukaryota; Metazoa; Arthropoda; Insecta; Diptera; Drosophilidae.
GAAAGCGCCCAGUUCCGUGUUUCGCGCCGCGGCCGCCGACAAGUGUUGCUGUUGCUGUUCCGCUCGCACUCACAACCGCACACACACUCGCUGCGGGAGCGAGCGAGAGAGGCAGACAUUUACGCAGAACAUGUUUUCGCAAUAGUGUUGGUGUGCCGUUUGUUAUUGUUGUUAUUGUUUCCAUCGCUUAGGGCCGUUAAUAAAAGAUAAAUAAGUGAAUAAUUGAAUUAUAAAUAUAGAGGGUACAACCACACUCUCAGCGUUGGAUUAUAUACAUAGAUAAAUUUAUUGCACCGUACCCCUGAAAUGUGUUAAUUAUAUAAAAAAAAAAAGGGUAAAUAAGCUUUGCGGGGCGUGCAAGAAAAUUAACACAAACACCAAACGUAAACAGAGGAGAAAAGUCGGCGGUGAAUAAAAAAAAAAAAAGUAGUCGCAAUCCAAAUCCACAUCGAAAUAAAAAUGGCCGAGUCAACAACCACAUCGCCAUCGGUGACGAGCGAAGAUGGCCAAAUCCAUGGCUGCAAUAACAGUGAUAACGACUCUGGCGACUCGUGUCACCUGCGAAUCGUUGUGCUCAGCGGCCAGUCGCUGGCCAAAAAGGAUAUAUUCGGCGCCAGCGACCCGUAUGUCAGAAUCGAUUUGAACACAAUCAACGGUGAUAUAAAUAUUGACUCUGUUUUGACAAAGACCAAAAAGAAGACACUGAACCCAAUCUGGAACGAAGAGUUCAUAUUCAGAGUUAAACCGUCUGAGCAUAAGCUUGUCUUUCAAGUGUUUGACGAGAAUCGCCUGACACGCGACGACUUUCUGGGCAUGGUGGAGCUGACCCUGGUCAAUCUGCCCACGGAGCAGGAGGGCCGCACCAUCGGAGACCAAAGCUACACUCUGCGCCCGCGCAGGUCAGUAGGCAGCGCCAAAUCCCGCAUCAAGGGCACCCUGCGCAUCUACCACGCCUUCAUCCGGGAGACGCGGGAGCAGAGCGAGCCGUCCAGCGGCAACAGCGACGGCGAGUGGGAGCACGUGGAGGCCACCAAUGCCGGCGAGACCUCGUCGCAGCCGCACCCCUUUCCCACUGGCGGCCACGACGCCCUGCCCGCUGGCUGGGAGGAGCGCCAGGAUGCCAAUGGGCGCACGUACUAUGUGAAUCACACGGCAAGGACGACGCAAUGGGAGCGACCUACUAUCUUAACGAGCAACAGUAGUCAGUCCACUGACCAGCUGGGCUCGGAUUUCCAGAGACGUUUUCACAUCAGCGUGGACGAAACGGAGUCAGGACGUUCGGCGCCACAGAGGUCGAGGAACGCUACUCACAUGGAGGCCCUGGCCAGCGAGGAAAGCAGUCAGGAUGAGGAUGAGGAUGGUGAUGUGGCUGAGAAUGGGGAUGAGGAGAUGGUGGAUCUCCAGAAUAAUCAGGCCAAUUGUCUGCACUGCGGCGAGCUGCAUGACAAUGAGGAAGCCGAGGAGGAUGGCGAUGAGCCGGAGCAGGACAAUGUGGAGCUCCAGCCACCGACACCUGACCCAGAUCAGCCCUCGGCCACAUCCCGAAGCGCGCACACUUGUGAUAUACUCGAUAGGAACUUGUACCUGAAACGCAUAUUCGACACCAUCAGUCGGAAUAGUUUAGAGGACAAUAACAAUGUUGCUGGCUUAGCAACGACACCAUCAACAGAGGCAACCACACCCACAACGAUCUCACCACCCAACACAUCAACAAACAACAAUGGAUUUGCCAUGUUACCUUGCCAAGAGGGCGUACAGACGGACCCAACAGUGGACCAUACCAGUUUUGUUUACAAUUCCCUGCGACAUCCUGUCGCCCAUAGGCAGCCCGAAAUCUCGGCGACCAGUUUGCAGAACGACCUGCGGCCGGUGCGAGAGGCGCCCGGGGUGCCGGAUGUGGCCAUAACCAAUCUGUUGACGCGGCGGGCCGCGGGCAACAUGGCCGACGGUCUGGGACGACAUCAGCAGCGGCGGCGACAGCAGAUGCAACUGCACAUCCAGCAGCAUCAGCAGCGGCAACAGCAGCUUCAGCAGCAGCACCAGAAUAGAAUAUUGCUUGAUGUGGAUCAUCGCCAGCCGGAGCUGCAACAUCGGGGGCAACGAAACCAGCAACUUCAGUUGCUCCAGCGACAUCAGCCAUCGAAUGAAGACACCGAUCACACAGACAGCCACAAUCCCUCCGACAUCUCAGCUCCGUCCACCCGACGCAAUUCCGAGGAAGACAACGCUGCUGUGCCUCCAAUGGAACAAAAUGCUGGUGGCGAGGAGGAACCCCUGCCACCGCGCUGGUCGAUGCAGGUAGCCCCUAACGGCAGGACGUUCUUCAUUGACCACGCAUCCCGGCGGACCACCUGGAUUGAUCCCCGCAACGGAAGGGCCAGCCCUAUGCCAAAUCAGACGCGUCGCGUCGAGGACGACCUGGGUCCCUUGCCCGAGGGCUGGGAGGAGCGGGUGCACACCGACGGACGCGUGUUCUAUAUAGAUCAUAACACGCGAACCACGCAGUGGGAGGAUCCUCGCUUGUCCAAUCCAAACAUUGCCGGACAGGCUGUGCCCUACUCCCGAGAUUACAAACAGAAAUACGAGUAUUUCAAGAGUCAUAUUAGAAAGCCUACCAAUGUACCAAAUAAAUUUGAAAUACGUAUUCGCCGUACAUCGAUUCUAGAGGAUUCUUACAGAAUUAUCAGUUCGGUAACCAAAACCGAUUUACUAAAGACUAAAUUAUGGGUGGAGUUUGAGGGAGAAACUGGGUUAGAUUACGGAGGCCUUGCUAGGGAAUGGUUCUAUUUACUAUCGAAAGAAAUGUUCAAUCCGUAUUAUGGGCUCUUUGAGUACUCGGCCAUGGACAACUAUACGCUGCAGAUAAACAAUGGCAGCGGUUUGUGCAACGAAGAGCAUUUAAGUUACUUCAAAUUCAUCGGCCGCAUUGCGGGCAUGGCUGUGUAUCAUGGAAAGCUGCUGGAUGCCUUCUUUAUUCGUCCAUUCUACAAGAUGAUGCUGCAGAAGCCCAUUGACCUGAAGGACAUGGAGUCUGUGGACACGGAGUACUACAACUCGCUAAUGUGGAUCAAGGAGAACGAUCCGCGCAUCCUCGAACUGACUUUCUGCCUGGAUGAGGACGUUUUUGGCCAGAAGAGUCAGCACGAACUAAAGCCGGGUGGCGCCAACAUAGACGUGACAAAUGAAAACAAGGAUGAAUACAUCAAACUGGUUAUUGAAUGGCGUUUUGUGGCACGUGUCAAGGAGCAGAUGUCGUCCUUCCUGGAUGGCUUCGGAUCGAUUAUCCCCCUGAAUCUUAUUAAAAUAUUCGAUGAGCAUGAGCUGGAGCUGCUGAUGUGCGGCAUACAGAACAUCGAUGUGAAGGACUGGCGCGAGAAUACUCUAUACAAGGGCGACUACCACAUGAAUCACAUAAUCAUCCAGUGGUUCUGGCGGGCGGUGCUCUCGUUCUCCAACGAGAUGCGUUCCCGCCUGCUGCAGUUUGUGACGGGCACAUCGCGCGUGCCAAUGAACGGUUUCAAGGAGCUGUACGGCUCCAAUGGCCCCCAGAUGUUUACCAUCGAGAAGUGGGGCACGCCCAAUAACUUUCCAAGGGCACAUACCUGUUUCAACCGCCUGGACCUGCCGCCCUACGAAGGCUACCUGCAGCUGAAGGACAAACUGAUCAAGGCCAUCGAGGGCAGUCAAGGAUUUGCCGGAGUUGAUUAAUAACACCGGCAACGGGAGUGAAAGCGAAUGGCUUUGGCUGGAGGUGCAGCAACAGUUUCAGCAGCGCCGGGAGGAGGAGCAGCUACAACGAUUCCACACAUCACAUGAACCACAAGAUCAACAACAACGACUUGAGCAGCAGCAGCAGCAGCGAAAUCAGCGGCACAACCGCAACCUCAUUGCAUCCACUUGGAGCAGCACCGCCAGCAGAUCGUGUACUUAUUUGUUCGUUUGCUUUUGUAUUAUAAUCAUUUUUGCUAGUUUAGUGUUAUUUCGUAUGUACUUUAACUAGGCGCCAAAACUCACACAACACUUACACCUUAUACAAGCAGAUGAGAGAAGGAUUCAAAUAAAGCUGCGCAUGGUGAGCCACAAAAACCUAACAAAGAGUCCAAAUUAUAUAUAAAUAUAUUUAUUACAUUGCCGACAAUUGUAAAAAGUUUAGAACAUUUUACAAACUAAGUGAGAUGAGAGGAAUCCAAACUAACUAUUAAAUCUAUAGAGUCAAAAGUAUAUCUUGUAUGUAUGCAGAGAAACCUUUUUAUAAUUGUUAUUUUUAUGCGCUAUUCCUCUAUACAUGCCCACAGCAAAUACCUAAUGGCGAUAAAUUGAAAAAAAUGCAAGUUAAUGUUUGUAAUCUGAAGGAUGCAUAUUUUUAAAAAAUUAAAUUUUUCUAUUCUGUAUAACUGUAUGUGUAUUCGUAAUAAUAAUAAUGUUAGUCCGUAAAAGUCGCUCUUUACUAUUUAAUAAAAAGACAAACAUCAAAUAUAUAUUAAAAAAAGAAGCCUAUAAACUAAAACCUUAAAAAUGCAAUCAAUGUAUAUU